AUUUUCCUUGAGGCACAGAACAAUCAAAGUAAAAGAAAGCAAAGGAGUGUCGUAGAGAACGCACCUGUAAACUCACAGCACAGUGGAAGAUAUCCGCAGGAUAGCGCAGACAGCCCGACAGCCACAGAGUCCAAGUGUUGCGCUGCUCCAGGGUGAAAAGCUGGGACGCACGACACGUCUCCCCUCAGGAGGACGAUGGAGGAUGUUUACCAGUAUCCGGUUUUCUUCGAGUGCCAGAGUCCGGUGCCUCGGGAGCAGAGGAGGGGGAUCGAGAAACACUUCUCCCUGCGCGGCAGAUCAGGCGGAGGAGACUGCGGGCCGCUGACCAGUGUGCGGGAUAACGUGUUCAGUGUUGCCUUCAGGAGCCUGAAAGUUCAGCAACGUGUCCUGCAGAGGUCUGAGCAUGUGGUGGAGUGUGCAGGUGAGACUCUGGUGCUCAGUGUACGAGACAGCCCGGAAUCUGACGCCUCUCCUCCCAUCGCAUCCUCCACCCCGAGCCACGACUCAACAUCUCCAGGGGAGAGUCUACAGUCUAUUCCUGCCUCCACUCCGCCACCAGGUGGUGAAGAAUGUGAACUACGACCUGAUACCUACCUCCUUCAAUUUCUGAAGGAAUGUCCAAAGGCAGGGGCAGAGCUGGAGGCGGAACUUGCCUCUAUGGACUGCACUGCUCAGCUGUUCCCAGAAGAGGGCAGAGUUUUAGUGAGGAGAUCAGCUCAACCUGCUGCUGGAGCAGAAAGUAGAAGUUUGAGAGCUGAGGUAGACAAACUCUUAGAUGGCUACCACUGCCACUUUGAGUUUGAGCCUCUCAAAGUCAAAGCUUUGCUUCAGUCCUGCAGCUCUGGUCACACCACAGGUGAUGUGAGGGUGUUCGGUGAAAUCGGGAUGGCUGUUGUGGUUGGUAAACGUUCACAGGUCAAUUCCAGGUUGAAGGAUGUAGAAGACUCUACUGUUAAAUGUAGAAGGUCCCGAUUGAGUGAGAAGCAAACCAGCACUCGUCGAUUCAGUGAGGCCAAACUCCGCCUCCUCUGGAGAGAGAUUGAGGACGGUUUGGGACGAAGUUUUCCAGGAGUUAAGGUCACACGGGGAGAUGCAGGUCAGGUGGUUUUAGAAGGGUCUGUGGAGGAUAUUCUGGAGGCUGGAGAUUGGAUCUCUGAUAAACAGAAUCUGGUGUUAGAAAGGAGAGUUCCUAACAUGAGCCCACGUCUUUUGGCCUUCGUGAGGAAGGCUUAUGGAGGUCCAGGGGAGCUGCGGGACUUUCUAGGGGCUGGUGACGAGGUGGAAAUAGAGUUACGAGACACAGAGCUUCGUUUCUUCUCCCUCUCUCCUGAUAAACUGGACGACCCAGUAAAUGAAAUGCAAAAAAAGUUCAAGGAAAUCGAAAUUGACUUACCUAUUAACACUGCUGCUUCAUCUGAGCUGUGGGAAAAGCUCAAGUCCAAGACAAAUGAGAUGAACCGAGGGCAGUGUAGGGUUCAGGCAGUGUGUUGCUCAGACAGCAGAGUGUGCUUACUGGGCCACACCCGAGAGUUUGAAGAGCUGAAUGAAACUGUCAAAGAGUUUAUUUUGCAAAACGCAAUAAAUCUCCCUUUCCCAGAGUUAGCACAAGAGUUACAGGAAUUUCUGACGCUGCAUGGUUUUGACCUUUCAGACGUUACCUUCCAUCCUCUGACUCUUUCCUCUGGGUGCAUGUUGGUUAUGGAAGGUCCAUCCAGCAAAGUGACUGAGAUCAGGAACCUGUUGGGUCCAUUUCUCGACUCCCUUGUCCAGGACACCACUGACCUGAUGGCGGUUUUGAAUUUGAGAGUAGGAAACCAAACAAGUGCUAGCUCUGGCCUCUGUGACGGCCUCCAGGUGGUGGUGUGUCAGGGUGACCUUAGCGAACAGAAUGCUGAUGCCCUGGUUGAUGCUGCCCAUGAAGAUCUGCAGAACCCUGGUGAUGUUGACGCUGCAGCGGGUGAAACAGGCGGUCCUGAAGUAAAAAGGGAGAGAGUCGUCUUAGUGAAACAGGCCUGGAAAGUUCCUACAGGUGACGUGAUGGUGGCCACAGCGGGGGACUUACACUUUGCGGGUAGCAGAGAAACGUCCUUGCUGGAAAAAACUGUCCAGUUCACUCUGAAUGUGGCAGAAAGGAUGGAGCUCAAGUCUAUAGCCAUGCCCUGUAUCAGCCCGGGUCUGUUAGGUGUGUUGGUGAACGGGUGCUCUGAGGCUAUUGUGUCCGCUGUGAAACAGUUUUGCACUCAGGGCGGACGAAGUCUGAGCACAGUGAUCCUGAUAGAUAACAGAGCAGAGGUGGUGAGGGCCAUGCAGAAAGCAUGCGGCAGACUUCUACAAGGGAUAAGUCCCGGAAACACUACACAGCACGAUUUAGGGUUCCAGAUGGAUGCAGCUUCCCAACAUUUGGCAAGUGAAGCCACUGCUGGAGCCACUGGAGACAAUGUCCAUGUUGAGGCUGUUCAGGGAACUAUUGAAACCCAGCAGGUGGAUGCCCUGGUGUCUCCCAUGGUUGGAUACGAUCCUCUCUCUACAGCUGUUGGCAACACUUUGUCCAGCAUAGGGGGCUCCCAGUCUAAUUUGAUUCCUCUGUUUAUAAAUGAACAAGGAGAAGAAUCUAUGGCCGGUGAUGCGGUUCUGGUGGAGGGUGUCACUGGACUUCAAUCUAAAGCAGUCUUCUUCCUCAACCUGGUUCCCUGGGAUGAUGACGAAGAGGGAACUGCAGUCCAGGUUCUGAGACUGGGCAUCUACAAAAUCCUAACUUCCUGCGAGAACCGAGGGUUUGGAUCUGUGGCUCUCCCUGUGCUCGGGGCGGGGCUUGCCUUGGGUUUUCCGCACAGAGUGGUUGCCAGGGUUCUACUGGAGGAGGUCCAUGACUUUAAACAGAACCGAGCUGGUACAGCGCCGCUCCUGGUUCGAAUCGCCAUCCACCCCACUGACACUAAGGCUCGUGAGGUCUUCAACGGAUUCAUAAAGAAUAUGCAUCAACCAGAUGAAGCGACGGGUUCACUGAGAAUCCUCUUGCUGGGAAAAACUGGAUCUGGGAAAAGCACCCUUGGUAACAGUCUGUUUGGGGUCGAGGAAUUGUUCGCAACAAGCUACUCUUCCAGGUCUAGAACAAUUAAAUGUCAAGAAGAAACCAGACCUGUAAAUGGAAGAAGCAUCACUUUGAUCGACACUCCUGGUUUUUUUGAUACGGACCAGUCUGAGGUGGACAUGAAGGCUGAGAUAACGAGGUGCAUCGUACAGUCCGCCCCUGGGUUUCAUGCUUUUCUCAUUGUGCUUAAAGUAGAAAGAUUCACUGAGCAGGAACAGGCCACCGUCACUAAAAUACUUCAUAACUUCUCUGACGAAGCUCUGAAAUAUGUCGUAAUCGUCUUCACUCAUGGUAACCAGCUUCUGGAAGGGGAGAAAAUUCAGGAGUUUGUCAGUCAGAAUAAGAAUCUGAGCGAUCUGGUGCAGAAGUGCGGUGGCCGGUGUCACGUCUUCGAUAACAGAUACUGGAAUAACAGUAACAAGAACAGCUACAGGAACAACCAGUUCCAGACAGAAGAGCUUCUGAGCACAAUAGACAAGAUGGUGAUGGGAAAUAAUGGGGGCUACUACACCAAUGAGAUACUGCAAGAAGUGAAUGAGCAAAGAAAGAUGGAGGAGUGGCGUCUGCAACUGUCAGCAGGAAACAAAUCACCGGGAGAGAUCAGACAACAGGCUAAAACCAAUGUGCUUGACAGGCUUUUCAAGCUUCUCACAGGAACUGCAGCAGGAGUAAUAUUAGGAGCUUUAUUUGGUGCAGCAAUGACGAUGGGAGUAGAUAUCUCAUCUGUGAACCACUAUUCAGAUUUACAUAAAGUGAACUAUUUUAAACUAGCAAAGGGAGUCGUCUCAGCAGUGAAUGGAGAUAAAGUGCUGGGGGUCCCUACUGGAGCCUUGAUGGCAGCAGGAGGAGUAGUAGGAGGAAUAGCAGGAGGAGCUGCUGGAUAUGAUGCAGGGAGGGGAGCGGAUUCAUAUCAGGAUGCAGCUAAGAAGGCAGCUAAUGCUGUCAUUGAGGGAAGCAAACUUUUAAAACUGAAGUAACUGAUUUCCUGGCCACUAGGUGGCAGUGGAACAACCUGGAAACAUAUAACGUUUACUCCAUUUUCACAGCUUGUUUUUUUUGUUUCCAACAUUUAUGCUGGAAAAUCUUUUUAGCUGCUAAAUGUUCACCAGCCAGUGACUAACCUUUCUGCUCUAUAUUAUAUUUUGAUUGAUAAAAUAUGAGGUACCAGAGUCAAGAGUUAAUCCGUCUGUUCUUCUAAGGGCUUCAUGAAUGUAUGUUUGAACUGCACCUACAAGCUCUGGUUAACAGGGGGCUCCCUACAGCAGCAACAUGCUUUGUUAAAUCAGAUGCCACUGAAACAGUCAGACCCAGUUGCAACUACGAAACCUUGAUUUGUACAGUUUCUGAUUCCACAGGGUUUUUUAAAACCUUUUUUUAAUCUUUUGUUCUUGGGUUUAAUUUUCCUUGACACAAACAGGCCUUGUUAUUUUCCUGGGAGGUCUGCAGUACCUCUGGGCUGCAUCAUGUACUCUCUGAACCUUUUCUGCACAUUUAUCAGCUCCUAGACUUUUCUCAUGUGUUAACCUGAAUGCUGAGCUGAUGUACGCACUUGUAAGAAUGAAUAAAGUAACAAUUGACGACAAUCAAGACGUUUACAAGUCU
Paralichthys olivaceus (Japanese flounder) is the source of this 4693-nucleotide messenger RNA. The record is from RefSeq and is a predicted model, not a curated record. Lineage: Eukaryota; Metazoa; Chordata; Actinopteri; Pleuronectiformes; Paralichthyidae.